AUGUUGCAUCUUCCUGUCAUCUCUCACACCCCCGGGGGCCUCAGACUGCCCGCCUGUCUGCCCAGCCUCCUUCUCAGCCGGAGAGGGCUGCUGCAGAGCCCGGUGAGGAGCCCACAUGGCCAGCUCAUGCCUUCCAGGCCACGGCUCAGACCUUAUGUCCUGCAGAAGACACUCCUGGGCAUGACCCCACGGGAUCUCAGCGAGGACGUCUCAAACAUGAAGCACCAGUCACCGGGCACGCACGGAGACUCUAUGGACAGUGAGAAACUCAUAACCAAGGAUCCACUAAGCAGAGAUGAGAUGGAAAACCCACCAGAAAGAGGAUCCUGCCUACCCCUCCCGCCUCUCACCAGCUCCUCCCCAGAUGUCAGGCUGGACAGAAAGAGCCCCAGUCCCUCGACCUGCUGGCCCUGGCUUCCCCCGACCAUCAUCUCCAAGCAACUCCCCGUCUACAUCUGCCCAGUCUUUCCCGAGUACCCAGUUUUCCUGCCUCCCCCUUACCUAUUCACAUAUGGGGCCCUACCUUCAGCCCAAUGUCCAUACCUCUUCAUGGUGCCCCCAGACACCUCAUACCCCAUAGUGGCUGCAUCCAGCUUGCCUAUGACAGCCGAUGGAGCUGGGCCCCAUAUCACCCAGGAGAAGCCCCUGCUGCUCUACUCGGGGGGUUUCCAGAGUGCUGGACACACCCUAUACCCCCAGGUCAGGAGCCGGAGCUCUAGAGAUGCUUCAGCCUUCUCUCCAGGACGGGCUGGCGUGGCAGCUCCUGCAAAGCAGCCAGGCUCUCAGGCCGGUGUCGUAACCCUGCCCUACCCGCUGAAGAAAAAGAAUGGGAAAAUCCUAUAUGAGUGCAAUGUGUGUGGCAAGAACUUUGGGCAGCUCUCCAACCUCAAGGUCCACCUGCGUGUGCACAGUGGAGAGCGUCCAUUUCAGUGUGCCCUGUGUCAGAAGAGCUUCACCCAGCUGGCCCACCUACAGAAGCACCACCUGGUGCACACCGGGGAGCGGCCCCACCAGUGCCGGAUAUGCCACAAACGCUUCAGCAGCUCCAGCAACCUGAAGACCCACCUCCGCCUGCACUCAGGUGCCCAACCCCUUCAGUGCAACGUCUGUUCCAGCAGCUUCGCCCCGCGUGUCCAUCUGAAGCUGCACCAUAGGCUGCAGGCUCCUUCGCCCUGUAGCCUGGCCCACCCCCACCUGCCCCUCACCUCUCUCACCUGCCUUGCCCAGUGGCAUCAAGGAGCACUAGCUCUCGUGGAGGACUCAUCGGAGAAGACGGGCUGGGAUGUGUACAAGCUCAAGGUGUCUUCAGUGUCCUCGGGAAAGCAAGGGCAGCCAGCCUGAGCAGUGGGGCUAGGGUUGCUCUGGGAACGGAGUGUUGGCAAUUAAAAGAUUCUCCCAGCCAGGCGAUGGUGGCGCACGCCUUUAAUCCCAGCACUUGGGAGGCAGAGGCAGGUGGAUCUCUGUGAGUUCGAGACCAGCCUGGUCUACAGAGCUAGUUCCAGGACAGGCUCCAAAGCCACAGAGAAACCCUGUCUCGAAAAACCAAAAAAAAAAAAAAAAAAAAAAAGAUUCUCCCAGUGCUGAGUGAAGACCUCCUGAGUGUCUCUAAUGGAGGAAAAUGUCCCCUGUGCACCUGCCAGAUCCCGUCCGCUCACCUGGGAGCAGGGCAGGGCACGCAGACCGUGUGGGGUAGGAACAUGCAACCAACCGCCUCAGGCUGGGUUUGGGUUCCACUCCUUGUUUGUGAUCUAUCUGGGGCUGAGCCCUCCAUCUCAUCUCUCCAGAGGACAGUGCGGCCUUUCAGGACGGGAGGAAGGCAGAGUGUCCUCGGUGGGAGGAGGGGCACCGCAGGCAGGAGGACUAGAGCCAUUCCAUUAUGAUCAGCCGCGUUAGUUGCCUGGGCUGAUGGACGAAGAGCACCUGGAAGUAACGGGAGAAUGAAGCAAGAACUGAUUUGUGUGCAGUCCAAGCACAGGACACGUUGCCCUCCUUUCUGAAUGCCUUAACCCAACACCUUUCCGAUUGUCCAUGUGCUCCGGACACCUUCUAAUUCAGUUCCUACACAGCCAACGCAGAGAGGUCAGCUGGUGUUACUAAUCCUGCCAUCUCCACGGGAUGGGGGUGAGAAAGAGACGCAGAUAGAUUUUCCUGUCCUCUCAUGAUCCAAAAUCAUGAGGUCCCUGAUAUACCAGGACCAGAGAGCAAAGGGGUAUUCAGCCAAUUAGGACUACAGACAGGGAAGAACCGGCAAAAGAGUGGGGGUAACAGCCCCACCGGUGGCUAAUCUCCACGGGAUCCCCUCAGAUGUGCAAAGUGUUCCCUUCCUCCACGUAUGAGCCAGGCGUCAUAAGGUGGGAAAUCGAACUGCCCGGGAGGAUCAGGGUAGAGCCACAAUAAAGGAAGGCUACAAAGAAAGACUCAUAUUUAGCCACUGUGAGGUUCUUUUGACCGACCUGCGGCAGAGGGCGCCAGUCGCGCCUCCGUUGGUUUCCUGUAGCUUCCUCAUCUCCAAAAGGAGUGACAGUCCCACUCCACGUGGUGGGUGGCACCGAGACAGAGAGAACCCUCCUAGGUAGCCCCUAAGGCGAUGGCAGGUG
Molecule: messenger RNA, 2597 nt
Organism: Alexandromys fortis (reed vole)
Lineage: Eukaryota; Metazoa; Chordata; Mammalia; Rodentia; Cricetidae
Gene: Znf683
Product: zinc finger protein 683
Exons: 5
Coding region: 1-1341 (446 amino acids)
Biological process (GO): cell fate commitment; regulation of transcription by RNA polymerase II
Cellular component (GO): cytoplasm; nucleus
Molecular function (GO): RNA polymerase II cis-regulatory region sequence-specific DNA binding; DNA-binding transcription factor activity
Source: RefSeq, a predicted model, not a curated record